Mizuhopecten yessoensis (Yesso scallop) is the source of this 1577-nucleotide messenger RNA. RefSeq lists its product as uncharacterized. NCBI's taxonomy places the organism in Eukaryota, Metazoa, Mollusca, Bivalvia, Pectinida, Pectinidae. The annotation marks the transcript as partial. The transcript is spliced from 3 exons. Gene Ontology annotation, molecular function: protein binding. The record is from RefSeq and is a predicted model, not a curated record.
AUGAAUUCUUUAACGAAUGUCCGAACCUAGAAACCCUAAUUGUACAUGCAAAUCUGCUUGCGAAUGUUUUAUAUAACGAUACCAAUGGGAAAAGUUUCAGACAUCUCACACAUUUAAAAGUGCUGGAUUUAUCUUGGAAUCGUAUGGAGACAGUUCCAAACCUUUUGCUUAAGAAUCAAAACGAACUCCAAAUACUGAACAUCAGUAAUAAUGAACACGACAAUAAGGCAAUGUUUCAGAACUUCCGGAACUACGAACUACGAACUACGUUCCCACAUGACUCAAGUACAACAUUUAUUUAUUUUGAAAAUGUUUUGAUUGAGUUGAAAAAGUCCUGUUAUGAUUACACCGGAUUGAUAGCAGGGAUAACGUCUGCUUUCGUUCUGGCCAUCUCUUUGACCGUCUCAGGAAUUGUGUACCGCUAUCGAUGGAAAUUAAGAUAUUUGUUUUACAUGGCAAAACAAGAUACAAGGGAUACACAGGUUUGGAGGCCAACAAUGACGAACGAGAUGAUUACCCAAAUGACGCCUUCAUAUCGUACUGUGAACAGGACGGGCGGUUUGUCAGGGGUGACUUAUUAGACAACCUGGAGGGACGAAGUGGUUUAACACUCUGUCUACAUGAACGUGAUUUCAUUCCGGGACAAGACAUAUCAGAGAAUAUUACAAAGGCCAUACACCAGAGCUGGAAAACAGUGGUGAUUGUAUCUAACAACUAUCUUAAGUCAUACUGGUGUAUGCACGAAUUCGAAAUGGCUCGUAUGGACAGUAUGCACUCAAGGGGAGGCAAGUCUGUUUUACUUUUGGUAUUCUAUGAAGAUAUAGCAGCGAAAGAUCUUCCGUUGACACUGAUGGAUCUGAUAGAAAGCAAAUCUUACAUUGAGUAUCCGCACGACGAGUAAGUGAUCUUGAUGGUUGCCACAAUACAGACAGUAUAUGGACAUUUACACGUACGUCUAGAAGGAACCUUAUCCAUGCUUCCAGAUGGAUCGUCAUCCAGUCAUAUCCUGGCAUCGCACACCAAUGCGAUAACGAAUGUAGACAUACCCUGCGCCUCGGACGUGAGAUGUCGCUGUAAAGCUUCAGCCAGCGGUGGUGUAGUGGCGGACUGCUCCGACUCGAACAUUUCUGUUAUACCAGAUUUCAGUUCCAACGUUACCGACAUAUUGCUACAGAGGAACAAUAUCAAAUACUUAAAGAUCGAGGGAGACCAAGUAGCCAGUUCUAUUUUGUAUCUGGAUAUUUCUGAGAACAAACUGGAAAAAAUCAUUGGCGAUCCCUUCCAACCUAUGGAAGCAUUAAAACAUCUUGAUUUGAGUCACAAUUUCCUACAAUACACUUCAUCUGUAUUUUCAAAUAAUGUAUUUCAUGGAUUGAAAAGCUUAACAUAUCUCAACUUGAAGUGCAACAAUCACAAUGACAGAGUUCGUUCUGAUAACCUGACGUAUCCAGUGAGUAUCGGAAAUAUAACAACGCUGAAAACUUGUUUACUAGACGGUGUGGAUCAAACUGGUUUCACUGGCGAUUUCAAGAACCUUACAAAACUAGAAUCUCUAGACCUAGAAGGUCACACGGGAG